AUGCAUACGCUCGAGGGUGCCGGAGUCAGCGUGGACGUGCAGGACCAGCUCCUCAAGGAAAGAACGCGUAAACGCAAGCCAGGAGUCAUACCCUAUCCAGUACAGUACUCGGAAGAACAAUUGGUCUAUGACAAUUGGAACAAUUUGUUCCUAACCAGUCUACGUCGAAGUCUCACGAUGCACCGCUCCGACACGCCACCUUCGACGGUGCUGGAUCUGGGUUGUGGGGACGGCCUGUGGAUAGUCGAGGCCGCUAAGACAUGGCCUACCAGCACUUUUGUUGGGUUCGACAUGGUGCAUAAUCAACCAAACCUGAGCCUCAAGAGCUUGGGUUUAGAGGGUGUUGCCGAACGCGUUACUUGGGUUCACGGCAAUUUGUUGGAAGAAUUGCCGUUCCAAUCGGAGCAAUUUGACUUCGUCCGUAUAUGCUGUAUUGGGCUUGGUGUUCCAGAGGAUGAGUGGCAGUAUUUAUUAGAGGAAGUUGCUCGAGUCAUGGUGCCAGGUGGUGUCAUUGAGAUAAUAGAGGAAGACCUAAUAUUUCCCUGCGGUCCUCCUCACAGGCGAAACGAUCUACUUGACCCCAAUUUUGAUGUACAUGCUAUGCCGGGUCAUGGCGGCAGUUCGUCGUCAUUGAACUACUCACCGUCGCAGUCUACGAGUUCGUCAACUCAAGGACUUAUUCCUCUGUCCAGUGGUCCGAGCUCUCCUCCGAGACAGCUCGAUAUUCCGAACAGCAUGGACUUGGCGUAUAGCCAGCCAUCAACUCAAGACCCUGAUGUAUCACUUGAUCCUCAAGACCAUUCCAAACUGAAGCUGGCUUGGGAAGAGAUGCUCCAGAGCAGAUUUCUCACACCAAGGCUACUUUCGGUCCUCCCCUUCUACAUGUCGUCUUGUUUUCGUAACAUCCAGACGCACCCCACGCUGCACAUCGCACUGCCACCGAACUCGCACCUCGAGAAUGGCACGUAUAUAAGCCCACGUCAGCAAUACGACGAAUCUGCUGAUAUCUCCGCGCUGUUCUCGGAGCUCAAGCGGUAUGCAGUUCGUUGGUCUUCGGAGUCUCGCCCGGACAAUUCUUCGUUACGCUCAAAGCAAUCGUCGAUUGCGACGAUCUCCCAGUGGGCGUCGAUCCAUCUUGCACGCUCUGUGCAGAUGAUCCGCGGGUGCAAAAGAGCCAUAUGGGAUGAAUACAGGGAGCUUAAGACGCCAAACGACAAGUCCGAUUCAAGCAGUCAAGGCGAGGUCCCUUCGAAACAGGAUGAAUUCGAGGCAGCUUGGGCGAACUGGGAAAAUGAUAUGAAGGACCGUAUGGCCAUGCGCAGCAAGCUGCGGGAGGCCUUUUCGUGGGACGAACCACCAGGCGAGCGCCCCGGUUGGAGAGUCUGGCGCGAGUGUGCAGGCGACUUGGAGUUGCCAGACACGGAUCCGCUUCCCACACCGCCGAGUCUCUGCAGAUCGUUGCGUAGUUUCGUUGGCUGGAAGCCUGAGAAUGCUGCACACAGCCUCUAG
Sparassis crispa is the source of this 1509-nucleotide messenger RNA. RefSeq lists its product as hypothetical. The transcript has 7 exons. Gene Ontology annotation, molecular function: methyltransferase activity. The record is from RefSeq and is a predicted model, not a curated record. The coding region runs from base 1 to 1509 and encodes 502 amino acids. NCBI's taxonomy places the organism in Eukaryota, Fungi, Basidiomycota, Agaricomycetes, Polyporales, Sparassidaceae.